Molecule: messenger RNA, 1410 nt
Organism: Penicillium angulare
Lineage: Eukaryota; Fungi; Ascomycota; Eurotiomycetes; Eurotiales; Aspergillaceae
Product: ASST-domain-containing protein
Exons: 1
Coding region: 1-1410 (469 amino acids)
Source: RefSeq, a predicted model, not a curated record
AUGUUUGACAACCUCAAUGUUUAUGAUUUCAAAGCUGUCCACUCAGCUGACGAGAGGCAACAUUUGUCCCUUAUUGUGCAAAAGGGAAAUGAGCCGUUUCGGGGCCGUGCCAUCAUAAUGAACAGUGGAUUUGAAAUUGUAUCUGAGAUUAAUGGCCCUGAGGAACUCGGAGGAUUUGAUAUCCACGAAUUUACAGUCUUGCCAAGCGGCAAGACUGCCUUGGUAUGUCUACAUUGGCCCAAAGAAAUGGACCUUGGGUAUCUCGGGCGACCCGAUGAAAAGUCGUUCUUCGUCACAACUGGCUUCCUAGACUUUGAUCUGGUCACUGGUGAAUCAACAACCCGGUGGGACUCAUCUGAACCGGGACAUGUGGCACUCCAUGAGUCUGCGAUAUUACCGAAAGACCUCGCUCCGGAAGAAUCUCCAGGUCACGAUUAUGCGCAUCUCAAUUCAAUUGAUAAAAAUUCUGACGGUCACUAUUUAAUUUCCAUGCGUUACACAGACACCAUAUAUCUGAUUUCAGGCAUCGAUGGGGCAAUAAUUUGGCGACUAGGCGGAAAAGAGAGCGAUUUUGAUCAAGACUUUACUUUUUCAAGACAGCAUGACGCCAAGUUUCUAGAGUCAAAUGGAACCCAUCAUGUCAUCUCAUUUUUGAAUAAUGCUUCAGACGACCAGGAACAUAUGGAACGCGUAUCUUCAGCUUUAAUCGUCGCUCUCGAUACCACCACCUCUCCCAAAACAGCCCGAAUCACUCGUCGUUAUGGCCGUCCAGAUGGUGAUCUCAGUCGACUUCGUGGCAAUGUUCAAAUCCUUCCGGGUGGAAAUGCAUUUGUAUGCUGGAGCGACAGUGGUUACAUUUCCGAGUUUUCAGAGGAUGGCGAUAACCUACUUGAAGCCAAGUUCCUCACUUCUCAAUUCUACAACUAUCGGGCGUACAAGUUCGAGUUUACUGGUCGACCCAGCGAGCCACCAGCUCUCGUAGCCUCAACAACAAAAUCCGACAACGAUGGCUUGAAAACACCCAUCUAUGUUAGUUGGAAUGGUGCAACCGAUAUUGCCUAUUGGCAAUUCUAUUCCCAGAAAAGCGAGGACCAAUCGCCAUCUCUCAUUGGAAGGGUCGAUAAAACGAAUUUUGAGACUGUCUGUAUUGCUGAUGGCCAUGUUCAAUGGGUUUUCGCCGAAGCGUUCGAUAGCGCUGGAGAAAUCCUUGGCCGGUCUGAAGUCUAUCAUACAGCAAAGACUUCGCAAUGGGGCUCGUGGACCCUGUCGUCGGUUUCUUGGCAUUUGACUCUUUGGGGAGCUUGCUUAGGCCUGUUUUAUUGGCUAAUGAUUCGACUGCGUCCUGGGAUCUACAACUAUAUCUCUCACCGUCUCUCGCCGCGGCAUGCAGAAGGAACCGAGCUUUUCUGA